GCAACCAAACACACCGACGAAUCCCGGACUUAGGGAGUAGUCAACUUGACGAUGUGGCCAUUGCGAUUGUAUUGAAGUUGUAGAUGGGAAUACCUAUUCCACCAGUGCCCUUGCCAUGUGGCUACAUAUUGUGAUGGUAACUGCCUAGGUACCUAAUGCUACAAAUUACUAUAGAAAUUCACAAGGAUAUAGUUAGUUAUCCGUCAUGAAUGACGACUACUUAUCAUACCCUGCGCGGUCCAACAGCACCAUCACCAGCGACCCCAACUCUCAACAUAUCCUAGUCUUCUUCGUGCCAGGGAACCCGGGUCUCAUCGGCUACUACGCCCCUUUCCUCUCAACCUUACGAGACCUCCUCGACUCCAAUGCCUCCCUAGCCGCCACCACCAACUUUCAUAUCCACGGCCAGAACCUCGCCGGCUUCAUAGACGAAGACCACGAGCCCUUCACCUCGCAACGCAAGCCUCACAAUCUAGAAUACCAAAUCCAACACAUCCUGACAACAGUAACCAGCCUGCGCACCCCCUCCGGGCCGAAGCAGGGCCAGCCAUACGACCAUGUUCUUCUCGUCGGCCACUCGGUAGGCGCGUACAUCGCCCUCGAGACAUGCCACCGCGUCCUCCGCGAUCCGUCUCUCGCGCCCCACACAAAACUCUCAUCAGGCAUUCUCCUGUUCCCCACUAUCGAGCACAUUACCGAUUCCUCCAAUGGGUGGAAAUUAAACAUGCUACGCCAAACCCCACUACUCGGCGACAAUGCCUAUAGGGUCGCUCAGGGCUUUCUGCGGUUGUGGCCUUACGAUACGCUCCACUGGUUCGUGAGCAAGGCUCUCGGCUUCCCGCCUCAUGCUGCCGAUGUCACGACGCGGUGGCUCAAGAGUCGGGAUGGCGUUUGGCAGGCCCUUCAUCUUGGCAUGGAUGAGAUGCGUGUAAUCCGCGAAGACAAGUGGGACAACGAGCUGUGGGAUAUCGACCAGUCCAGUAAAUCCGCCAUACCGAGAUUUUACUUUUUCUUCGGCCGUCGAGAUCAUUGGGUCGCCGACCAUUACCGCGACGCUUUCAUAAAGAAGCGGUCAGAACAAGACAAACGGACUCGCCUCAUCGUCGACGAGGCCGAUCUCCCUCAUGCCUUUUGUAUCGAGCAUAGUGAGCCCGUCGCUCAAAAGGUGUAUGAGUGGAUCCUCGAGAUGUUCGGCACUCAUACUUGAAUCCAACUAUGGAGAGUACUAGUACAUCA
Molecule: messenger RNA, 1236 nt
Organism: Xylaria bambusicola
Lineage: Eukaryota; Fungi; Ascomycota; Sordariomycetes; Xylariales; Xylariaceae
Exons: 4
Coding region: 206-1207 (333 amino acids)
Biological process (GO): lipid storage
Cellular component (GO): lipid droplet
Molecular function (GO): lipase activity
Source: RefSeq, a predicted model, not a curated record